Molecule: messenger RNA, 3306 nt
Organism: Stegostoma tigrinum
Lineage: Eukaryota; Metazoa; Chordata; Chondrichthyes; Orectolobiformes; Stegostomatidae
Product: SH2 domain-containing adapter protein E-like
Exons: 6
Coding region: 356-2299 (647 amino acids)
Molecular function (GO): phosphotyrosine residue binding
Source: RefSeq, a predicted model, not a curated record
AGUUUGAAGGCUAACGAGAGGAGCAAGCUGUGUGGAAUAGCCCACGUCUGCAACAGGCGGCGAUCUUCAGAGGGAGAGAGGGAGGCUUUCAGACUGGAAUCCCAGGAAAGCACAAAGUAGAAGAAAAUGUAAUUGUUGGAUGGAUAGCAGACUGUACUGUUCUAAAAACGCUGAAUGUUUUUAACAUUUAUUUUUGACUAACUAGGUUAACACUUUUAAAACACACAAAGAUUGUGCUGCACCUUCUGUUUGAGUUGUGUUUUAGAUUGAGGUUGGAGACUUCCAGGACCAGUUGUGCUGUACUUGAUAUAAACCCAAGCCUGUGGCCGCGCAAGUUGUGCAAUUGCUCCUCAUUAUGGCAAAGUGGUUCAAGGAUUUCCAGCUGAGCUUGAAGACCCGACCAAAGCCAGAGGGCAUGGGUGCAACCCGGACUAGAAUGGAUGGUGACGGAACAAACAGGAACCGGCGCGCCACUCAAGGUGAGGUGAACCCUCGGGGAACUGGAAGAGAGGUAAAAGGAGCUGUAGAGAGAGGGCACAAUGAGUCAGAGUCGGGAAAACUCGGAAAAGCACCAAAUGCCGGGAUACAGGGAAAAUCCGGGGGGACUCAAGGAAAGACAGGCAGUAGCACUCUGAUACGAGGGAAAACCGAGACAAAAAAAAAUUUAACUCAAGGGAAAAAUCAUACAGGAUUGAUAAAAAAUGGAUUGACAAUCAAGAAGGAUACCGGUAAACUGUCCAAAGGAUCUGAGGAAAUUGGAAAUAGUAUCCCUGGAAAAAACAGCAAAAGUUCCAAUGUGGAUCCUGGGAAUGGUGAAGAAAUUGGAAAAACAGUCAAAACUCCAUCAUUGAAACGGGGACAAAAUUCCAGUAAGUCAGGACAAAGUUUUUCCGGGAAACUUGGCUUGAAUCCAGGGAAAAUUACAGGGAAGAAUCCAGUCAAAACUGAAUUGAAACCCGAACUGAAAGCUGGGAAAACUGAUUCAAAAACUGAGAAAGUAGACUCAAAAGCGGUGAAAACUGAUGUAAAAAGUGGAAAAACAGAUAUGAAAACCAGGAAGGCAGAUUUGAAAAGUGCAAAGCCUGAAGCAAAAUCCGGGAAAACGGCUGAUUUGAAAACCAAGAAACCUGACUCAAAGGCUAACAGAACACCCAGUCAAAAUCCUGGAAAAACUGGAUUGAAUCUUGGAAAAAUAACUGGGACAAACACAGGGAAAAAUGGAUUGAAAUCUGGGAAAGCAGGACAAAGUCCAGGGAAGACUGGAUUGAACCUGGGGAAACUAACUGGGCAAAAUUCUGGAAAAGCAGGAUUAAACCCUGGAAAACUGUCAGGACCCAGUUACAUUUUGCCUAAACACAGAUUGAUCAAAGUGGAAAAUCAAGAGAAAAAUGGAAAAAAUCUGAUGAAUAGGAUUCAGAAUACAGUGGAGGAUGAAGAAAAUGGAAAAGCCAAACAAGACACGGUAAUCAUUGUGGAGGAUUAUGCAGAUCCCUAUGAUGCCAAGAAACGAGAGAAAGGACAGAAUGAUACAGAACGGGUGGGGGAGAAUGAUGGCUACAUGGAACCAUACGAUGCACAGCAGAUGAUCACAGAAAUUCGAAGACGAGGAUCGAAAGACCCACUUGUGAAGCAGUCCCUGUUGUAUGACAGUCCCUAUGAACCAACAGAAAUGGGGACAAAGCAGGAGACUGUUGGGAACUCUGCCCUCGAGAGGACAGGAAACCAGAGGCCAGUCGACAGCUGCCUGCCAGAGAAUGAUGAACGCCCCGCAGCAGAGUAUGAGCAGCCCUGGGAGUGGAAGACAGAACAGAUUGUAAAAGCACUUGCAGUCCAGUUUGAUUCUGCAGAGAUAUCAUCUCCACCCAAAGAGGAAAAGGUCAAACACCACCAUAGGCAACCAAGCUGGACUCAGAAGGUCCUGAGGCAACAGAGUCCAGAGAGCAGCGAAAUGGGAGAGAAGGUGGACCCUAGCAUGCCCUUAGAAAAACAAGUCUGGUAUCAUGGCUCCAUCACCCGGAUGGAAGCAGAGUCUCGUCUCCAGGCCUGCAAGGAGGCCAGUUACCUGGUACGAAACAGCGAGACAGGAAACAGCAAAUAUUCUCUUGCCUUAAAAACCAGCCAAGGAUGUGUUCACAUCAUUCUGGCCCAGACCAAAGACAAUAAGUAUACACUGAAUCAGAACAGCGCACUCUUUGACAGUAUUCCAGAGGUGGUGCAUUAUUAUUGCAAUGAAAAGCUUCCAUUCAAGGAUGCAGAACACAUGACUCUCCUUUACCCUGUGCACAAUAAACAGCAAUAAUUUGUGCAACUGCCGAUCUGUUCAACCAGUUGAAAAGACAACAGCUUAUGUGGCCUCCCAAUCAACACCGAAACAAGGAGGAUAGAGAUAUAAAGAAAGAUUUGGGAGGGUGGGUUGAAGCCAGAUAUUGCACAAAGCACUUGUCAUAGCAUAAAAGAUAUCUUCCGAACCAACCUACAGGUACGAAAAGAGACAGCGUAGCCACAAGUUGCACACUGUAUCUGGGCCUCCAAACCAGCAGAGGGAGGGAUCUGAUCUUCUGAUAAAAUAGUGGAAGAAGAAAUAAUAAAAUCACAAAAUAUCUGUAACCUAGAGAGAACCAGUGCAGAUGUACUGGGACAAAGAUGUUUGAAUCAAAUUAGAAAUGAGGUGGGGGCUCGGUUGCUACGUACUCACAGUUCAUUCCUUGGACCUGGUUUCAAAUUUGGCUCAGAAUGCUGGGACAAAACUGUCAUUGUGCUGAUUGAAUGUGAAAUGUGUCGACUGUACCUUUGACCUAAGUGCUUGGUUCUCGCUAAAUUUAGACAAGACGCUGAAGUGGAAAAUGGAAAAAAGGUGCACUGAUGCAAAAUACAAAUUGUAUUUUGACAAUGGGUGCAGACGCAUUGUUUGAAGUGAGUGAAGAGAUCGGAACAUUUACUGUGUUGGCAUGGGAUUGUUUGAUGGAGACAGUGUAGAGGGUUCUUAGUCUAUAUCAAAUAUUGCUGCACCUGUCCUGGAAUGUUUAAUGUGGACAAUGUAUAGAGAGUUUUUUUUCUGUACCUAACACUGUGCAGUACCUAUCCUGAGAGUGUUUUAUGGGGACAGUGUAGUGGGCGUUUUACUCUGUAUCUAACCCUCUGCUGUCCCUGUCCAGGGAGUGUUUGACGGGAAAAAUGUAGAAGCAGCUUUACUCUGUAUCCACCCCGUGUUAUAUCUAUUUUGGCAGUGUUUGAUGGGGACAGUGUAGUGGGAGUGUUACUCAGUACCUAACCCUGAGCGGCUCUUGCUCUAGGCGUGUUUGGUGG